Oncorhynchus masou masou (cherry salmon) is the source of this 1363-nucleotide messenger RNA. It is a transcript of the gene ppp1r14c, whose product is annotated as protein phosphatase 1, regulatory (inhibitor) subunit 14C. The coding region runs from base 21 to 458 and encodes 145 amino acids. Lineage: Eukaryota; Metazoa; Chordata; Actinopteri; Salmoniformes; Salmonidae. Gene Ontology annotation, molecular function: protein serine/threonine phosphatase inhibitor activity. Gene Ontology annotation, biological process: regulation of phosphorylation. The record is from RefSeq and is a predicted model, not a curated record. Gene Ontology annotation, cellular component: cytoplasm. The transcript is spliced from 4 exons.
CACACACACUAAACACUGCAAUGUCCGCCGCCAGCACCGAGACGAGCGCCCCGUUGCCUGCGGCCGCCAGCCGGGUGUUCUUCCAGCCGCUGGCCGGGGUAGGGUGCGCUGUUGGGUGCGCUGGGUCCGGACCCAUGCCGCGGGACGACGCGGUCCAGAGGAAGCAGGGGAAAGUGACGGUGAAAUACGACAGGAAGGAGCUGCGGAAGAGACUGAUCUUGGAGGAGUGGAUUAUUGAACAACUGAGCGAUCUGUACGACUGUGAGGAAGAGGAGAUGCCAGAGGUGGAGAUAGACAUCGAUGACCUGUUGGAAGUCAACAACGAAGACGAGAGAGCCGUCAAACUACAGGAAUCCUUAAUGGACUGCUAUAAACCCACGGAGGUCUUUGUCAGUGAGUUGUUAGGGAGGAUAAGAGGAAUGAGGAAACUCACUGCUCCCACCAAGAAGGGUCUAUAAUGGAUGUCAACCAACCGCAACUCAACCGCAACUCAACCAUAACCAGAUUUGGACAAGUAUAGACAAUUCAAACUCAUCUCAACCUCAUCGAAUCUCUCCUGCAACUCAACUACACGGACCGUCCAAUAGCUCAGUGACACACCCCAUUAUUAUCCCUUAAAGGAAAACUACCCCCCACAAAAAAAUAUGUUGGUGUUUGUUUCAUUUGUCCAUUGUUGAUACAGUCCAUUGUUGAUACAGUCCAUUGUUGAUACAGUCCAUUGUUGAUACAGUCCAUUGUUGAUAUACCAGCUGUGUUUCUCUAUUCUUGCCCGAGCACUACACAUCUAUCAUACCAGCUGUGUUUCUCUAUAACCACUACAUAACUACAUAACACAAUGCAACCCAAUCACAACACAUAACCCCUACAUAACCACUACAUAACUACAUAACACAAUGCAACCCAAUCACAACACAUAACCCCUACAUAACCACUACAUAACCAUUACAUAACCAUUACAUAACCACUACAUAACUACAUAACACAAUGCAACCCAAUCACAACACAUAACCCCUACAUAACCACUACAUAACUACAUAACACAAUGCAACCCAAUCACAACACAUAACCCCUACAUAACCACUACAUAACCACUACAUAACCACUACAUAACUACAUAACACAAUGCAACCCAACCACAACACAUAACUACUACAUAACCACUACAUAACCCUACAUAACCACUACAUAACCACUACAUAACUACAUAACACAAUGCAACCCAAUCACAACACAUAACCCCUACAUAACCAUUACAUAACCCUACAUAACUACUACAUAUCCAUUACAUAACCACUACAUACCUACAUAACACAAUGCAACCCAAUCACAACACAUAACCACUACAUAACCACUACAUACCCAC